CUUUUCCCUCUGGUUGCACAUUUAACAUGUUGAUAGAAAUUUGGUCAAACUGAUUUAAGUUUCCCUGCAUUAAAGUCCCCGUCUAUUAGGAGCGCCGCCUCUGGGUGAGCGUAAUCUUGUUUGCUAAUGGCGGAAUACAGCUCAUUCAAUGCUUAGUGCCAGCCUCUGACUGUGGUGGUAUGUAAACAGCUACAAAGAAUAUAGAUGAAACUCUCUCAGUAGGUAGUGUGGUCUGAAGCUUAUCAUGUGAAACAAAAAAAUGGCUCGAGGCUUCCUUAAAUAUCGUGCACCAGCUGUUGUUUACAAAUAUACAUAGUCCGCCGCCCCUCGUCUUACCAGACCCUGCUGUUCUAUCCUGCCGGUACAUCGUAUAAUCAGCCAGCUGUAUGUUGAUAUUGCCGUCGCUCAGCCACGACUCCGUGAAGCAUAAGAUGUUAACGUUUUUAAUGUCCCGUUGGUAGUUUAAUCUUCCCAAUAACUUGUCCAUGUUAUUGUUCAAAGAUUGUAUGUUUGCGAGCAGAAUUGAGGGGAGUGGGGGUUUAUUCGAUUACCUCCGACUCCUCAGAAGGCAGCCCGCCCUCCGGCCUCUCUUUCUCCACCUCCUCUUCACGUAGAUCACUGGGGUCGGAGCCUGUUCCAGAGGGAGCUGUAUAUCCUCCGCCUCGGGCUCGUCGGAGUUGUGAAAGAAGAAAAAUGAUUUUGCUAGUCCGUGGUGAGUCAUCGAAGUCCUGAUGUCUAGAAGUUAUUUUCGGUCAUAAGAGAUUGUAGCGGCACAAAAUAAGUACAAAAAACAAGUUAAACGCACAUAAACGAACAAAUACACAAUCGGUUGGGGGCACGUAAAACAUUUGCCUUCUGUUCCGGCACCAUUUUUACAAUGGCAAUUUAUCUCUGAAUGUCCUUGAGUGGCCCAGCCAGAGUCCGGACUUGAACCCGAUCGAGCAUAGCUGUGCAGCGACGCUCCCCAUCCAACCUGACAGAGCUUGAGAGGAUCUGCAGAAAAGAAAUGGGAGAAACUCCCCAAAUACAGAGCAGGCAGGCCUGUGUGUGGGGGACAAGCUGGUGGAGGUGAAUGGGGUGAGCUUGGAGAGCAUCACUAUGAGCAGUGCAGUUAAAGUCCUGACAGGGAACAACAGACUGAGGAUGGUGGUGAGGCGUGUUGGCAAAGUACCCGGUAUCCGCUACUCCAAAGAGAAGACAACCUGGGUGGAUCUGAUCCACGGUAGGAUGGUGGUGGAGGAGAGUGGACGUACACCCUCCGCCUCGGUGGCCAGCUCAGAUGGGGCCCUGCGGAGGAUCAUCCACAUCUACACCACCUCAGAUGACUACUGCCUGGGCUUCAACAUCCGAGGGGGCAAGGAGUUCGGCCUGGGCAUCUACGUCUCCAAAUUGGAUCCUGGCGGUUUGGGUGAACGGAACGGCAUCAAUAUGGGCGACCAGAUCCUUGCGGCCAACGGUGUAAGCUUUGAGGACAUCAGCCACAGCAGUGCCGUGGAGGUGCUGAAGAGCCACACACACAUCAUGCUGACCAUCAAGGAAGCGGGACGAUACCCUGCCUACAAGGAGAUGGUGGCAGAAUACAGAUGGCUUAACAAGUUGGCCAGUGGCAAUGGGACCCGGCAGUCUUCCUCCCAGGGCUCGGACUCCAACUCCUCUGCCUCAUCCUUGUCCUCUGGGACUCCCAUCUCCUCUCUGAGCGGACUGUCUCAGGUCAUGUUCCCCCCCAGCCUGUCCUUCGGCAUGGACAUGGUGGACGUCUGUAUCUCUACUGAGGACCAGACGUCUGGGUCUGGCCAGUGCAUUGACACCGCCAUCCAGACCGACCCCUCGCCUCACAGGAUGGGUGCGGACACUAGCCACAGCCUGGGGGCCACCACCCUCCUGCAGGACUCGGCCAUCCGGGGGGAGGGAGGGGAGGGAGGCAGGGGGAGAGGAGAGUCCCCCAAAACGGCCGUCCUAAUGGCCCUCAGUAGACCGAGUCAGCCCAUCCAUCGCUCCCAGAGCCAGGUCACUGUAGCAGAGGUGAAGCAGACAAAGCAGAGGAAACAGCAGAAAGGAGGGAAGAAUCCUGAGAGGAGCACCCUACAGCGCUCCAAGACCUUUGUCAACCUGCUGUUCAGGGGUCGCAGGAGAGACACCUCCAAGGGGCGCUCCAAGUCCCCCCCCAAAUCUGGGGCAGGCGGAGAUGGGGAGCGCAGGCGCAGACCCAGCGGGCCGGACCCAGAGAUGCUGGGGGUGGUGGAGGGCAUGGCCCGCAGGCUUCUGAGUGAGGACGAGGUGGCCUCCGUCAUGAAGACCUGCCGACGGUACAUAACAGAGCGUGUGGUGGAGAACCUGGUGCGCCACCUGCUGGCCGUGCUGGACCGGCCUGAGAAGCUGCUGCUGCUGAGAGAGAUCAGAAUGCUGCUGCCUCCAGCUGACCUAGGGCUUUUCAACAACAUGGUGGUCCCAUUCGAAGUGGAGGCCUAUGAUAUCUUGAAGUACCGUUCUGUCAGAUCCCCACUUCUGCGCUCCCCCCAGUCUGGACGAGCCCCCAGGCGACACCUCAUCACCCCCAUUCCAGACUUCCAGGGUGGCUUUGAGCUGCACAGUGCCCAGGAGGUGGAGAGGGAGAGCCAGCUGCUGGAGGAGCUAGAGCGGCUGCGUCUGUCUGCGUCCCAGAGUCCCCGGCAGCAGCACACCCAUACCUCCAGAGCAUUCCCCCCCCUGCUGGACGUCCCAGUGGAUGGCUACGCCUCCUCAGACUCCCUCCGUCCUCUCUCCGUCAGCCCUCUGCUCCCCAACUGGCUGCUGGCCCACAGCAAUACCACAGACACCCGCUCCCCGCUACGAGGACACAGUAGUACGGUCCGCUCUGUCCACUUUGAUGUGUCAAUGGACCAGGGAGAUACCAUCUCAGAGCGGGGAAGGUCUCCCUUCAGGAAUGGGACUUCCAAGGGUAAAAAGGAGAAAGAAACUGUGUUCACUCUGCAGAGCGCUCCUCGACGCAGCAGGCCUCUGUUGUCCCAGGUGUUUGGCUCUGGCCUGGAUGCUGACUUCACAGCAGAGGGUUUGGGAAGUGAGCGGGUGAACGGUCAUCCCAGCUCCUCUGAGAAUGGCCUCAAUGGCAGCGCUCCGGUCAUAGAGUACGAGUUCAAAACAGUCAGCAUCUCCAAGACUAAGCAGUCACUGGGGAUCAGUAUCUCUGGUGGGAUGGAGUCUAAGGUGCAGCCGGUGGUGAAGAUAGAGAAGAUCUUCCCAGGAGGAGCCGCCUCCACGUGUGAAGUCCUGAAGGCUGGAUUUGAGCUGGUGUCAGUGGAUGGAGUGUCCCUGCAGGGCGUGACUCACCCCCACGCUGUGGAGAUCAUCCGCAGGGCUUUCAGCAACAAGGCCAAAGACCCCAUGGUGUUUAUAGUCAAAGUCCCCAAAAGCCCUUGACCCAAGACUGGGUCUUUGACCUGGAGGCCCAAGACCUAAAGAGACUAGAAACAACACAAACAGAACUACAGUAUGUUGGAAGAAGGGGAGAAGAGUGAGGACUGAAAAGUGACGAUCUGAAGGAAUUCUGUGGGUUAAUAGGAAACUCCUGUUUCCUCUAUGGUGAACAAGAAGGAGCUGGUCAAUCAAAUGAAGGGACUAAGAGACCUGCUGCCAUGGGAACCAGCAGCUAGUGAUGUGUGUGCUGGCCUAAAGCACCAGUUCACACAAUCUUUCACUUUUCAUUAUUUGUUAUAAUGUAUUAAUUAUCACAUCAGACUUUCACAAAUGAUGUAAAAUAAAUAUACACAUAUUUCUUAGGACAAUACUUUACUUAAGUCAUUUAAGCACACUGGCUAAUUUAUGCAAACUGUAAUCCGAGUGCCUUCCAGGACCCCUGUGAACUGAACGAAUGGUGUCUGUCCGAGCCAUAGAGAUAGACAAAGAUGAGUCCUCUAUGUGCCAUUAUAGCACCUGUGACAGCAUGGGCAGCGCCAUUGAGGCAAUCUCCAUUUUGAAGUAGUCAAUUUUCUUCUUCAAGAUUGGCAGAUCCCUCCUGAUGACUCAGUUGAACAUGACUCCAGUCUCACCAGGAGGGAUCAGCUCAUGCUAAUUACAGCCUUUUGGCCACUGGAGGCCUCUAUCAUUGGCUAUGGUCUGAGCCAGUGUAGAGCAGUGGCUAGCACACCUGCUUGUGACCAGAAGAUGACAGGCUUGGAUGCACCUGUCAGUUGAUGGUAAUGUUAUUACCAUGUAUAGACACACCGAGCCAUAAACUGAUAGUGUUCCUCUUGAUUGGAAAGUCACAUGUUGAUAUCAGGUGUAAACAUGACCUGAGUUUCUCCAAUUCUUGGUGAAAUGUCUACAGGCCACACAAUCUGGGUACAGGAGAGUGACAUGUUAGCACACUGUGUAAACAGGACUUAACAUAAAAUAAAGAGCAUCUAACAGAUGUCAAAUCAGUAA
Messenger RNA from Oncorhynchus keta (chum salmon), 4422 nucleotides. Its product is annotated as PDZ domain-containing protein 7-like. Gene Ontology annotation, biological process: sensory perception of sound; auditory receptor cell stereocilium organization. Lineage: Eukaryota; Metazoa; Chordata; Actinopteri; Salmoniformes; Salmonidae. Gene Ontology annotation, molecular function: protein binding. The transcript is spliced from 14 exons. The record is from RefSeq and is a predicted model, not a curated record. The coding region runs from base 1099 to 3417 and encodes 772 amino acids. Gene Ontology annotation, cellular component: cilium; stereocilia ankle link complex; stereocilium tip.